AUGACUUGGGCACGAGUCUCUCCGGGGCGUUUAGAAGUCUGCCCACGUUGCGAAAAUCCUGGAACAAAAUCCUGGAGCUGCGAAAAUCCUGGAACAAGAUUCGCGAAAGAUGUUGCGGACUACAUCCGCCAGAACAAGUCGUUGAGGGACCUAGUCAUCUGGGACUCGAGUGGCGGCGACGAAGGUGCCGCUGCUCUCGCGAAAGCGCUAGUGGCAAACGACACGCUGACGACCUUCUCAUUGGGCGACGUGGAGUUAUCAUCAGACACCUUAAUCAUCUUCGCGAAAAUGCUCGCUACCAACUCGGCGUUGGAAUCGGUGAACCUCAGUCAAGUCCGCCCGCUGGAAAAGGACCAAGUGUGCUGGCUGAUGUCGCAGAAGUGGUAUGCUGGCGUGUUCAAAAGACUCGACAUAGCGUGGCCCGAGCAGCUUUUACCGGAACUCGCAAUACUCAUCCGCAGAGAAGCAUGCUGUCCCUCGCUGUUCCGGAGGAACGUUCGUCUGAUGAACAAGGCAGCCCAAUAUGUGGUUUUAGGCGCUGGUGUCAGCGAUGAGGAAAGCGCUGAUGCUUUGAAGAAAGUGAAGUCGAGCUCUCGACUCGUGGAGGAGGUAAAGAAGAUUACCGGAAAAACAACGGAGGUGGUUUUAGAACAAAUACAGUCAACCUUAGCUCGCCUUAACCUGCGGCAAGAAAUGGAAGACACCUCUGCGUCUUCAGCACAUCGUCACUACCGCUGA
Messenger RNA from Rhipicephalus microplus (southern cattle tick), 738 nucleotides. RefSeq lists its product as uncharacterized. The record is from RefSeq and is a predicted model, not a curated record. Lineage: Eukaryota; Metazoa; Arthropoda; Arachnida; Ixodida; Ixodidae.